Malus domestica (apple) is the source of this 1778-nucleotide messenger RNA. RefSeq names its product L10-interacting MYB domain-containing protein-like. The record is from RefSeq and is a predicted model, not a curated record. Lineage: Eukaryota; Viridiplantae; Streptophyta; Magnoliopsida; Rosales; Rosaceae.
GAGAAACAUUUCAGCCUCUUCCAUUUUAGCAGGACAAAAAAUCCAACCUAUUUUCACCCCCCAAAAAUUUAAAGAUGAGCAAAUUCCCCAAAAAUCCAAAAAGGAGAUGGCCGAUUUCGAAAAGAGGGGCCUGAAAAAGAAUGGGCAUAGUGGGCUGACUAUGAGAAUUGAUGUUACGAAACCCAAGAGAGCAAAAUAAAUUAUUGUGCGCCGUCGAUUUCACGUUUCAGAAACACUCGAGGGAGUGAGAGGGAGAGAGAGGGGGAGAGCUUCUGCUUUUUCGUCGUCGUCGUCUUCUUCUUUAAGCAGGAAUUCCGGCCCCUCUUUAAGUCCCAGAGAAAUUGGAAUUGAUAAGGGAUGUAUAGCUCAUCAAGAUCAAAAGCCACCUGGACUCCGGGGCACCGGAAAAUAUUCUUUGAUCUUUGUCUGGAAGAGGUGGACAAAGGGAAUAAGCCCGGUACACACUUUACCAAGGAGGGUUGGAGGAACCUCAUCCAAGGGUUCUACGAGCAGACGGGUUUAAGGUACACUAAGAAGCAAAUGAAGAACCAUUGGGAUUUCACCAAGAAGCAAUGGAAAGUUUGGGUUAAGCUCAUUGCUGAGAGUGAUAUGAAGUGGGAUCCUACGACCAAUCAAUUCGGUGCUAGUGCAGAAGAAUGGGCUUACUACAUACAGGUGAACCCCGAAGCUGCACAGUUUCAGCAUAAAGAAAUCCCGUGCCCUGACCUUUUGGAAAUCCUUUUUGUUGGCACUACGGAUUCUGGGGACAUGGAGCCUUGUGAUUCUCAGUGGAGGCAAAGCACUAGCUCGGACAACUCCCUUCUGCACUCGGAAGAACAAGAUUUGGUGACUGUGGAGCUGGGAGAGGAGCAUCUUUCAAACGCGAUUCCAUUAAGGAGUUACGUGGCUCAGUCCGAACACCGUCUAACAACUGCAAGUGAGCAAAGCAUAUCUAGCUCAUCCCAUUCAAAGGCAAAGGCGGUUUGGUCGCCUGUAUCCCACGGUGUAUUUAUCGAUCUAUGUCUUGAAGAGACAUUGAAAGGGAACAAACCCGGGACACAUUUUACCAGGGACGCUUGGAGGACUCUCGUCGAAUCAUUUCACCAAAAAACUGGCCUUAUGUACGACAGGUUGCAGUUGAAGAAUCACUGGGAUGUCACCAAGGAACAAUGGAGAAUAUGGUGUAAGCUAAUUGGCACAACUAGUAUGGCUUGGAAUCCGAACACCAGACGGUUUGGAGCAAGUGAUGAAGAUUGGGCCAAUUACUUAGAGACCGACCCCGAAGCUGCUUCAUUCCGCUUUAAGGAACCCAAUGCUGACAAACUGGAAGCCAUAUUUGACGGAACAACAGAUACCGGAGAGACAGAGCCUCCUGCCAGGCGGAGGAAGUACAACGAUAACUUGAGUACAUCCGUUUUGCAUAUAGAAGACGGAGGCAUAGCGAAUCAAGAGGAGAACAACGUUGAGCAACUUGAUGCCGUAACAGUUGCUUUUGCACAAGGCAAGCCCACUUAUAGCAUUGGGGAGUGCAUCAACUGUCUUGAUGCCAUGGAGGAAGUAGAACAAGGAAGUGAUCUCUAUUUGUUUGCAUUAGAUGUAUUCCUGAAAAAGGAAUACAGGGAAAUAUUUCUUCUACUGAAAAGGCCUAGUGUAAGGAUUGCUUGGUUGCGGCGGCUGCAAUCCGUCGGUCCGCCAUUGUUUUAGGAUGCUUCUGGUCUCUUGGAAUUCUCUUGUUCUUUGAUCUUAUCAUCAUUAUCUUGUUUUUGCCUGUCACUCGA